Molecule: messenger RNA, 2574 nt
Organism: Cladophialophora carrionii CBS 160.54
Lineage: Eukaryota; Fungi; Ascomycota; Eurotiomycetes; Chaetothyriales; Herpotrichiellaceae
Exons: 8
Coding region: 1-2574 (857 amino acids)
Biological process (GO): endoplasmic reticulum to Golgi vesicle-mediated transport; intracellular protein transport; intra-Golgi vesicle-mediated transport
Cellular component (GO): COPI vesicle coat
Molecular function (GO): protein binding; structural molecule activity
Source: RefSeq, a predicted model, not a curated record
AUGCGGUUAGACGUCAAGCGACAGCUCUUUGCUCGUUCGGAACGAGUGAAGGGCAUCGAUUUCCACAGUACUGAACCAUGGAUCCUAACGACAUUAUACAACGGCCAUGCGCACAUCUGGUCAUACGAAACACAGUCCAUCAUCAAGACCUUCGAACUCACCGACGUGCCUGUCCGGGCUGGACGGUUCAUCGAGAGGAAGAACUGGAUAGUCUGUGGCAGUGAUGACUUUCAGCUUAGAGUGGUCAACUGGAAUACCAGUGAAAAGGUCAAAUCGUUUGAGGCACAUCCAGACUACAUCCGCGCAAUCGUGGUACAUCCAGUUCUCAGCGUGGUCUUGACAGCCUCAGACGACAUGACCAUCCGCAUGUUCGACUGGGAGAAAGACUGGCGCUGCGUGCGUGAAUUUGUGGGCCAUCAACACUAUGUCAUGGGCUUGUCAAUCAACCCGAAGGACACAAACGUCUUUGCGUCAGCAUGUUUGGACCGCACAAUCAAAGUCUGGAGUAUCGACAACGCCACUGCGAAGCAGACAAUAGAGGCCCACGAGAAGGGCGUGAACCAUAUCGACUAUUACCCACACAGCGACAAGCCCUACUUGCUCAGUACGUCAGAUGACAGGACGGUGAAAGUGUGGGACUACACCACAAAGGCCCUCAUCGCAACCCUUGAAGGACACACCAGCAAUGUCAGCUUCGCUUGCUACCACCCCGAACUGCCGGUCAUAAUCUCCGGCUCAGAAGAUGGCACGGUCAAGAUCUGGCAUGCUAAUACAUAUCGGUUAGAGCAAUCGCUCAGCUAUGGUCUGGAGAGAGCAUGGUGUGUUUCAUACCAGAGAGGCAAACAAGGCGUAGCGAUGGGCUUUGAUGAUGGUGCCGUGGUUGUCAAGAUGGGCAGAGAGGAGCCGGCUGUGUCUAUGGACGGGACAGGCAAGCUCGUCUGGGCACGCCACAACGAGGUGGUGUCUGCAAUCGUAAAAGGCGCUGAUGCGUCUAUCAAAGAUGGCGCACCUAUUGCUCUCCCGAGCAAGGAGAUGGGCACCACUGAAAUUUAUCCGACAACUUUGACACAUUCGCCCAAUGGCCGCUUCGUCAGUGUCUGCGGCGACGGAGAGUUCAUCAUCUACACAGCUCUUGCGUGGAGAAAUCAAGCCUUCGGCUCAGCACUGGACUUCGCAUGGGCAUCACAUCAAAAUCCCACAGAUUAUGCGAUACGAGAAUCCAGCACCAGUGUCAAACUAUUCAAGAAGCUCAAAGAAAGCGGCGCCCUUGAUGUCGGUUUCCAAGCGGAAGGACUUGCUGGCGGCACGUUGCUCGGCGUGAAAGGCCAGGGAGGCAUCGGCAUGUUCGAUUGGGAAACAGGCACCCUGGUCCGACGGAUCGAGGUCGAGCCGAGAGAAGUAUACUGGUCCGAAUCUGGCGAACUCGUGGCUCUCGCAUGUGCCGACACAACCUACGUCCUCCGCUUCGACCGCGAAGCCUACCUCGAUGGCCUGAACUCCGGCCAAGUAGACGAGGACGGCGUUGAAGCAGCGUUUUCCGUUGUCACCGAUCUCCAGGAGUCCGUCAGGUCGGGCGAAUGGGUCGGCGAUGCAUUCCUCUUCACUACGACAACUCGGCUCAGCUACUUACUGGGCGAACAAGUCGUGCACAUUGCACAAUUCGACCAGCCUAUGUACCUAUUACGGUACCUCCAGCGAGACGAAAGAGUCUAUCUGUGCGACAAGGACGUCGGCGUGGUUUCCUACCGUCUCUCCACCGCGCUUCUAUCCUACCAAACCCUCGUCUUGCGAGGCGACCUCGACUCUGCACAAGAGCUUCUACCUGAAAUUCCAGCCGACCAGAUGAACAAGAUCGCGCGGUUCCUCGAAGCGCAGGGCCACAAGGAUCUCGCGCUUGAGGUUGCAACAGAUCCGGAACAUCGGUUUGAGCUCGCGUUGGGGCUGAAUAAUUUGCAAGUCGCUCUGAGUAUUGCGCGGGAGUCAGAGUCGCCAGCGAGAUGGGCGAACGUGGCUGACAAGGCGCUGGAGGCAUGGGACGUCAAGCUUGCGGAGGAGUGUUUCGUGCAUGCCAAAGACCUCGGUUCUUUGCUCCUGCUGUACUCCAGUAGCGGCAACAAAGAGGGCCUCCUACGCCUCGCGUCGCAAGCCGAAGAAAGCGGUGCGAAUAACGUUGCAUUUGCGGCGUUGUGGAGCACAGGCGAUGUGGCGAGAUGUGUUGAUCUGCUAAAGAGAACUGGACGCCUCAGUGAAGCCGUGCUGUUCAGCCAGACGUAUCAGCCCUCGCUCACCAAGGCUCUGGCGCUCGAGUGGAAGGACGGGCUGGAGAAACAGGGUAAGGGCAAAGUGGCGCGAUUGCUGGCGGUUCCAGGUCAGGAAGGCGACGAGGAGUUAUUCCCCGAGUGGGAUGAAUAUCUUCGAUUGGAGGAGGAGCGGGCGAGUGCAAUCCCGGCGAGUGCGAAGGCUGAUUUGAUCGACGUCAAUGGCGACGCGGACGAGGGAGAUGAGACAGCCGAGGCGGACACGAAUGGUGCAACUGCGGAGGAGGGCGAUGCAGAAGUUGAGGCUGCCGCGUAG